Molecule: messenger RNA, 1239 nt
Organism: Periophthalmus magnuspinnatus
Lineage: Eukaryota; Metazoa; Chordata; Actinopteri; Gobiiformes; Gobiidae
Gene: gpr151
Product: G protein-coupled receptor 151
Exons: 1
Coding region: 1-1239 (412 amino acids)
Biological process (GO): G protein-coupled receptor signaling pathway
Cellular component (GO): membrane
Molecular function (GO): G protein-coupled receptor activity
Source: RefSeq, a predicted model, not a curated record
AUGGAACCUACUUUGGACUAUAACACCACGACCAACGCCUCCAUCGACAAGUGGUCCCUCAACGGGCAGCCUUCCAGUCCACACGAAGACCUGCGCGUCAUCGUCCCCUCCGUUUUGGGCGUCAUCUGCGCUUUAGGUGUGGCUUGCAACCUCACGGCUAUGUUCGUGCUUCUGUCCAAUGCGCACAAGGGCAAACUGUCUCUCAUCAACUCCCUCAUUUUCAACCUGAUGUUCGCAGACGGGCUGGUUUUGCUGUUUUCUGUCCCGUUCAAAGCGGCGUCCUUCUCCAAAGCGAGCUGGACUCUCGGUAGGGUCGUGUGCAAGACCUCCGCCUGGUUCCUCCACACUUGCAUGGCAGCCAAAAGCUUCACCGUCGCCGUUAUGGCUAAAGCGUGCUACAGAUACGUCUCCAAUCCCACCAAACAAGUCAGUAUCCACCUGGGCUCCAUUGUAGUGGUGCUUUUCUUCAUCUGGUUGUCUUCUUGUUGCGUCACCAUCCCGCAAUGGCUGUUCGCGGUUCUCCAAAACGGUUGCAACUUCAUCGUUCCCCCCGAAGCCAGAGAAUUCAUGUCGGUCUAUGUGAAAGCGUACCCCUUGAGCGUCUACUGCGCCCCUCUGAGUGUCGCGUUGAUGUACUUUUGGAAGGCGUACGGACAAUGCCAACGACGUUCAAGCAAAACGCAAAAUCUCCGAACCCAAAUCAGGUCGAGGAAGCUGACUUUGAUGCUUUUUAGUCUGACCGUCGCGAUGGCGAUCUUAUGGCUUCCCCAGUGGGUUGUGUGGAUUUGGGAGAGACACCUCGCGGAAAAACAUCUCGAAAAUCACUUAUUCCCAUCUCCACCUUUGCUGCUCAUUAUCUCAGCUCAACUACUCACCUUCUCCAUGUCUCUGGUGAACCCUCUUAUCGUUUUGUCGUUGUCUGAGGAAUUCCGGGAGGGCUACAGGGGUCUGUGGCGACGCCUUACCCUCAGAAAACAACCACCGCCAAAAGCCAAACCGGGACCGCACAACCCCACCUCCCUGCGAUCCCCGAGCCCGAGACCGGAGGUGUCAGUUGAGUCUUCGAGGGACAGAAGUUUGAGCCAAAGCCUUUCUCAAGACCAGUUUGAUCAGAAAAAGGCGAAAGAGGAAGAAGGGAUAGUGCUGCCGGACGUGGAACAGUUUUGGCACGAGAGAGAGGGCGGAUCGCAGACGGCGGAGAACGACCCCAUCCCGUGGGAGCAUCAGGAUAACAAGUAG